AUGCGUAUUCUGGUUGGAGUCAAGCGGGUAAUUGACUAUGCAGUCAAAGUCCGUGUAAAGCCUGACAAAACAGGAGUUGUUAAAGAGAAUGUCCAGCAUUCCAUGAAUCCAUUCGAUGAAAUUGCACUUGAAGAGGCUGUUCGACUAAAAGAGAAGAAGGUCGCAUCUGAGGUUAUCGCAGUUUCUUGUGGACCUGCAAAAACUCAGGAAACUCUAAGGACUGCCUUAGCGAAAGGAGCUGAUCGUGCAGUUCACGUCGAAAUUGAUGAAAAAACUGCUGAAAAAAUGGAACCAAUUCAUGUUGCUAAAAUCCUGUCUAAAAUGGCAGUGGAAGAAAAAGCAGAUUUGAUUUUUCUCGGUAAGCAGGCUAUAGAUGACGAUGCCAACCAGACUAGCCAGCUGACUGCGGGAUUCUUGGAAUGGCCACAAGCACUGUUUGCAAGUAAAGUGGAACCUGAGGACAAUGGGUACUUCAAAGUUACAACGUAUGUUUAA
Molecule: messenger RNA, 495 nt
Organism: Enterobius vermicularis (human pinworm)
Lineage: Eukaryota; Metazoa; Nematoda; Chromadorea; Rhabditida; Oxyuridae
Source: the annotation of a GenBank genome assembly